AUGAUUCAAAAAUUUUUGAAAGAAUUAUCAGAUGAUUAUGAAAAUCUUUUUGAAACUGAAAUAGGAUAUGAUGUUAUUAUUUACGCGGGAGAUGAAUCAAAUGUUAAAGAAAUUCAUGCUCACUCAAAUAUUUUAUGCACUAGGUCAAAAUAUUUUCGUACAGCAUUUUCUAAUGGAUGGGCUAUAAAAAAAGAUGGAAAAUUUGUUUUCAGAAAAUCAAAUAUUCAACCUCAUUUAUUUGACAUCAUUCUUAGGUUUAUUUACAGUGGAAAUAUCGAAUUAAAAAAUUUACACGGUCCAGAUAUAUUGAAUUUGUUGAUAGCUGUGGAUGAACUUAAUAUCCAACAAUUAAUUUCUCAUAUUCAAGCAUAUUUGAUUAAAUAUCGAACUGAACUUUUGCAUCAAAAUCCAUUUUGUAUUCUUGAAAUUGUCUAUCAACAUGAGACAUUUACAAAUUUACGUGAUUUUUGUCUUGAAAAGAUCUGUGAAGAUCCUAAAAUUUUAUUUAAUUCCGAUAAAUUUGUUAAUUUACAAGCACCCUUGUUGGAAUUAUUUCUAAAAAGAAAUGAUUUAUUCAUGGAUGAAAUUGAAGUUUGGGAAAGUUUAUUGAAAUGGUGUUUAGCUCAGCUAAUUAUGGAAAAUGACCCAACAAAAUGGAACAAAGAUGAUAUGACAAGAAUUGAGAGGUUAUUACACAAGUUUAUUCCACUAAUUAGAUUUUAUGAUAUUGGACCUACAGAUUUCUUUUAUAAAGUUUACAAUUAUAAAGAUAUCUUACCACAAGACUUAAUUAAUGAUCUUUUAGAAUUUCAUGUUGUUCCUAACAUGAAACCUAAAAUUAAUGUACCCCCACCAAGAAAACGAAUUUUAAAUCUUAAUCUUGAUUCAAACAUAAUUCAAUUAAAUCAUAUUCCUCUUUUUGCUUCAUGGAUUGAUAGAAAAGAAUCUUCAUAUUACAAUAACAAAAAUAUUCCUUAUGAUUUCAAAUUGUUAUAUAAUUCAGAUCGGGAUGGAUUUAACGCUGAAUCAUUUCAUAAAAAUUGUGAUAAUAAAGGAGCUACUAUUUGGGUAGCAAAAAUUCGAGGUUCAACACAAUUAAUUGGAGGAUAUAAUCCACUAGAUUGGAAUGGAUAUGGUUUUAAAUAUACAACAAAUAGUUUUCUAUUUAACAUUAAAGAUGGAAAUGAUAUUUCUACUGCAAAAUUAGGUUACGUUAAAAAACCAGAUGAGGCUAUUUAUUGUUAUUAUAACCAAGGUCCACAUAUGGGUUAUUUUUACUGCAAACACAAUAAUGAAUGGACAAAUAAUGAUAGAAAUGCUACUUGCUAUCCUAAUAUAGGUAUUCCAUCUUUAAAUUUUAGAGUAGAGAAUUAUGAAGUAUUUCAAAUAAUUAAAAAAUAGAAAAAUAUACUGUAAAUGUAUAAUUUUAUUAACCUUCUUCUU
Messenger RNA from Rhizophagus irregularis DAOM 181602=DAOM 197198, 1443 nucleotides. The record is from RefSeq and is a predicted model, not a curated record. Lineage: Eukaryota; Fungi; Glomeromycota; Glomeromycetes; Glomerales; Glomeraceae.